AUGGGGAGAAAAGGGGAGUGGGGUGAUGGGGUGGUAGAGGGGGAGUGGUGGAAGAGUUGGAACGAAGAAGAAGAUGGAUCGAAGAAUAGAGGAUGGGUUGGGCUGUUUUGGGGGGGGGUUGGAGGGGGAGGGGAGUUCAAAUGGCAUAUGAUGGGGGGGGGGGGGUUUCUGGAUGGCGGUCUGGUCAUUGGGGGGGUACCCAAUGGUUUAUGUUUGUGGUGUUGGUAG
This is a messenger RNA of Knipowitschia caucasica, 228 nucleotides long. The record is from the annotation of a GenBank genome assembly. NCBI's taxonomy places the organism in Eukaryota, Metazoa, Chordata, Actinopteri, Gobiiformes, Gobiidae.